Messenger RNA from Schizosaccharomyces japonicus yFS275, 1948 nucleotides. RefSeq lists its product as hypothetical. The record is from RefSeq and is a predicted model, not a curated record. Bases 99 to 473 code for a protein of 124 amino acids. The transcript has a single exon. NCBI's taxonomy places the organism in Eukaryota, Fungi, Ascomycota, Schizosaccharomycetes, Schizosaccharomycetales, Schizosaccharomycetaceae.
CAAGCUUCGCAGCCUCAUCCACCAAGCCUUCCAUUGACUCCUCGUCACCGCUCGUUCAUCCGACGCACACUUUCUUUCAUUCAUUUUUUCUACUCGACAUGUCUUUCCAAGCCAGCGCCAACACUCCCGCCGCCAACUCGGUCGCUCCUCUCGGCUCUCGCGCCAUGCCCACGAGUUUUGGCGUCUCGCGUAACAUCCAGCACUUGAGUCUGGCCAGCAACACCGGCACCGUCGGCACCGUCGGCAACACCAACAACGUUCGCUCCGAGGCCAGCAAGCCUGCCGUUCCCAGCAGCUGUCCCAUGCAGCGCACGAAAAACGUGCUCCAGCCCUCCAACACCUACCGCACUGCCUCGACGCCCACAAGCCCACUGGGACUGCGCAACAAGCAGGAAAACAUCCGUGUCAACCACGUCCUCACGGCCGCCGACAUUUUCGACGAGAACACUGUUCUUGAACUCUUCAACCAUUAAACGACAAAGCGAAGCGACCCGCCUAUUUCGCUUGGGCGCACGGGCUACUACCCCACAAACCUUGCCCCACAAAACCCCUCGUUUCCUCCACGUCCCCACCGACUCCCCACCUCCCGUCUGAACAUUUUUGAAACCGGAAACCCGUCCCUCAAACUCUCGUUGAAAUCAGUCAUCCAGGCCGCGUGAAACUCCCUGCAGAACAAACCGCCGACAGGCAAAGCACGGCAAAGCACGGCAAAACACGGCGCGCCAACACACACUCCUUUAUCCUCAAUCUUCAACUCAAUCCUCAACAGCUUGUUACUUUUCUUCUGUUUUUAUUUUUAUUAUUAUUCUUAUUUCUGUUUCUGUUUCUGUUUCCUUACGUCUACAGCUCAUGUCUUACCAAGACUGUCGUCUGUCGUCUGUCGUCUGUCUCUAUCUUUAUCUCUUACACUUACUCUUUACUCUUACACUUUACACUCUACUCCUACUCUCUCCUGUUUACUCCUCUUCCUUACAAUUACUUGAAAAAUAAUAUCGGAUUGAAAAACGAACAAUGCAACGAGCAAAGGGUGGUGGGUUGUCUAGGGGAAACAACAUGCAAGGGGUAAAAGUGUGGGAAUGACAAGUGAACCACUGGGACGAGAGACGGAAGAGGGCGACUUGUGUGAUGAGCAGUGCAUGCAGGAAACCGUCGCCGAGCAGAAUGUUCGCGCUCAGCACGGCACCACGCUCCAGAACAGUGUUGUUGGCAGCGGCUCCCGCGUCACAUCACAAGCACACCCCCACCCAGGCCCGCCUGGUGUCUAGAAAAUGGAGUUGAUAAUGUCGGCACCGGCAGUGGCAGCGGCACCAAAGACAAAGGCAUUGCCAAUGUUGGAGCCGAGGUCGCCGAGCUUAGAGUGCUUUUGGGGUGCCUCCUGCUGCACGAUGACCGGCUGGGCAGGCAUGGGCUGGACAGCCAUCGGUUGGGCGUACGGCAUGGGGGCCAUGGGCAUGGGCUGCAUAACGGGUCCUGUGGGCUGGGGCUGCUGCACAGGCAUGGGCGGCAUAGGGCUGCCAGUAUGGCCGCUGCCGUACACCGGCGAACGGAUGAUCUCCACGUAGUUGGAGGGGAAGAUGCCGUGACGCUUGUCGAUAGAGCCGCGCCACCAGUCGUUGUUGAUGUGCUCGAGCACGGUGAUUGUCUCGUUUCUCCGGAACGACAGGUCACCUCUGUCUUUGCCCUUGAAGUCGUAGAGAGCACGCGCAAGCUCGUACUGCUGUGCGGGGGCAGCGGGUGCGGGGACAGGAGCGGGAGCAGCAGCCUGGACGGGAGCAGCAGGAGCCUGCAUGGGCGACGAGGCCGUCUGGUAGCUGGGCGGACUGUCGACGUGGUGUGCGUUCGACUGCGAGAAGGCUUCCUGCUCCUUGCGGGCAACAGCCGCAGAAACGGUGUGCGAGUUGUCGACGCCGCUGUUAUUGCCAUUGCUGCUGUUGUUGUUGUUGCCGCU